AUGCAACCAGAAUUGGCUGCUCUUGAGAAAAAUGACAUUCGGGACACUGUGGAGUUGCCUAAGGGGAAGAAAUCAAUAGGGUGUAAAUGGGUGUAUAAGGUGAAGCUAAGGUGGGAUGGUAAUGUGGAAAGGUACAAAGCUCGAUUGGUUGCGAAAGGUUAUAAUCAAGUUGAGAGGGUCGAUUAUUUUGACAGGUUUUCACCUGUUGUUAAGGUUGUGACUAUAGGAACUAUUUUGGUGGUUGCUUCAACUUUCGCUAUCAAAGAUUUAGGCCCUGCUAAGUACUUUUUGGAGUUGGAAAUUGCACAUUCUAUUGCAGGAAUGACUAUCACCCAGCAUAAGUUUAUCAGAGACAUCAUCAAGGACACGGGUUUACAGUCUUCCAAUUCCACAGCAACCCCCGUUCCCAUGGGUUUGAAGUUGACAGCUUAUGAUGCUCCCACAUUGCCUAAUCCUGAACCAUAUCGCAGGCUAGUGGGACGUUUUCUCUAUCUCAGUUUCACAAAGCCAGACAUCUCCUUUGCUGCUCAGCAAUUAAGUCAAUUUGUAUACCGUCCUUGCGUUGUCCACAUGAAUGUACCUCUACAUUUGGUGCGCUAUUUGGAAAGAUGUCCAGACCUGGGGUUAUUCUUCCCUUCUUCCAGUUCUUUCACUAUCACUGCUUACCGCGAUGCUGACUGGGCUGGUUGUGUUGACUCCCGUCAUUCUUUAACUGGUUAUUGCAUUUUCUUAGAUGAGGCCUUAAUCUCUUGGAAGACCAAGAAACAGACAACCGUUGCUCGUUCCACAGUUGAGGCAGAAUAUAGGAACUUGGGGGCUACAACUUGUGAGCUCAAGUGGAUUUCAUACUUAUUGCAGGAUUUGCACGUUUCUGUCCUUCAGCCAAUUCCUCUUUACUGUGACAAUCAGGCUGCCAUGCACAUCUUUGCCAACCCCGUGUUUUAUGAAUGCACGAAACAUUUGGAGAUUGACUGCAAUUUGGUUCGAGAUCAGUACAAGGCAGGUUUUGUUCUUUCAUCUUAUAUCUCUAACAAAUCUCAAUUUGCUGACAUGUACACGAAGUUGCUCCCUCAUGCUAAGUUUGUUUAUUCGUUGUCCAAGCUGGGUUUGGUAGCCUUUCCCCAAGCCCAUCUCCAGCAACAGAGCAAGCUCAGCCUCUGUCAUCACAGCACUCUUGCCUCAGCCUCAAACUCGCUUAUUGAUGAAUGA
Messenger RNA from Sesamum indicum (sesame), 1209 nucleotides. Its product is annotated as putative mitochondrial protein AtMg00810. NCBI's taxonomy places the organism in Eukaryota, Viridiplantae, Streptophyta, Magnoliopsida, Lamiales, Pedaliaceae. The record is from RefSeq and is a predicted model, not a curated record.